This is a messenger RNA of Erythranthe guttata (spotted monkey flower), 1011 nucleotides long. The record is from RefSeq and is a predicted model, not a curated record. Lineage: Eukaryota; Viridiplantae; Streptophyta; Magnoliopsida; Lamiales; Phrymaceae.
AUUUAUUUUCUGGUCCUUGGCUUGUGAUAUUUAUGCAUUUGUUGCAGGUAUUGUUGGGCAUUUAAGUAUCUGAUUUUUUUUUUUUAUCUUACAACCCCUCAUUUACUUUUCAAACCAGAGAGUAAAUAAGAAAUGCAGACUCCUAAAGCAAGAACAAGUCCGGCCGGUGGGGGUGCGGCACAGAGGAUCUCUCCUCGAUCGAGUUCGACGGAGGUAACUCAGAAGAACUCACCUAGUCAAGGUGGUGGUGGUGGUUCUGCAGAAGUGUCGCAAAAGAGUUCUCCGAAAGUGGUGCGGCAGCUGAAGACUGGUCCGAGGUUCUUAGACCACACUGCUUCUUCUUCCAACUUAGCUACUAAAGCACCCAAAGAGAGAAGCCCUAAACUUGCUGAUCAUCGCUCUCCCAAAAGCCCAAUCUCUGAGAAAAAGCGUCAGAGUCGAGUUUCUGAACUGGAGAAUCAGAUAUCUAAGCUCGAAAGAGAUCUGCAAACUGUGAAGGAUCAGUUAUGCUCCACAGAAGAACUGAAGAAGCAAGCCCAAAAAGAAGCAGAGGAAUCGAACCAGCAGCUCUCAGCCCUCUCUCUGAAGCUCGAAGAGUCUCGGAAGCUUCUAGAAAAUUCCGGACCGGAGGAAAUCUCUGAAGAACGGGACCCGAUACUCGUAUCCGAACUCGAUGCUAUCCAGAAACAGCACUCACAUGAUACAGCUGCGUUAGCCUCUGCCUUGGACGAAAUCAAACAACUCAAAAACCAGCUCGAAACUGUAUCCGAAUCCGAAUCUGCCCAUUUCAAGAACUCGGAACUUGACAAAAACGAGCUCGAGGAUUUGAAGAAGAGUUUGUCGGAAACCCUUUCGCUAGUCGAAGAAAUGAAAAACGAGCUGAGUGAUUGCAAGGAAUCCGAAACGCGGGCCCAUGCACUCGUCGGAGAAACUUUGACUCAACUCGAAACAGCCAAAAAGAAAGUGGAGAUGCUUCGAUCAGACGGUGUAAAAGCCACUGAAGAGUACAAU